Messenger RNA from Fulvia fulva, 1131 nucleotides. RefSeq names its product Aryl-alcohol dehydrogenase. The record is from RefSeq and is a predicted model, not a curated record. The transcript is spliced from 2 exons. The coding region runs from base 1 to 1131 and encodes 376 amino acids. Gene Ontology annotation, molecular function: oxidoreductase activity; zinc ion binding. NCBI's taxonomy places the organism in Eukaryota, Fungi, Ascomycota, Dothideomycetes, Mycosphaerellales, Mycosphaerellaceae.
AUGGCAGGCCUUAGAACACCCGCCUACGUGGUGCACGAUGCUGCGCAAGAUUUCAAACUGGAGGAGAUUAGCCUGGGAGAGAUGCAGGGCAACGAGCUGCUCGUGGAGAUGAAGUACAGCGGUAUCUGCCACACCGACUUGGUCUUCCAGCAAGGCAAACUUCGCGUCUGCGAGUAUCCGGCAGUCUUCGGCCAUGAAGGAGCUGGCUGGGUGCGAGCUAUUGGCGCGAACGUGAAAGACAAAGACGUCAAGGUCGGCGACUUCGUCCUGCUCUCGAUCAACUUCUGUGAGAAGUGCAAGUUCUGCCGACGUGGGCAUCCUGCAGACUGUGUCGAAGGAACUCGAUUGCACUUGUUCGGAGUGCGCGAUGAUGGGACCACAGCUGCGACUCUUUCGGGCUCUGCUGAAAGCGUGCGCGCCCAUUUCUUCGGGCAGUCGAGCUUUUCACGCUUUAGCUAUGUACACGAGACGUGCGUCGUCAGGCACCCCUACCCGCCGCAAGAAGCCGCUAAAUUUGCAGCCAUGGGUUGCGGCUACCAGACAGGUGCCGGAACCGUGCUCAAUAUCCUCAAACCUGAGCCAGAUGGCUCGAUUGUCGUCUUCGGACUGGGAGCCGUAGGCCUGUCUGCGCUCAUGGCUGCCAAGUCUCUGGGGCUGGAGCGGAUCAUCGCCGUUGACAUACAAGAGCUGAAGUUUCCGAUCGCCCGUGAAGUCGGAGCCACGGAUCUGGUCAACUCACGGGAUAUCGACAUUGCUGCCAAGCUGAAGGAUCUCACUGGGGGAGCGGGCGUUGAUUAUGCAAUAGACUGUACCGGUGUGCCAUCAGUCAUUGAGGCUAUGUUGAACAGUCUUGCGAUGAGAGGCUCUGCUGCCACGGUCGGUGUGCCGCCUACCGGUGCAAAAGUACAGAUUGAUCCCCUCGUAUACCUGCUCGGUAGCAGAAGAUGCCUUGGAUGUCGAGAAGGGGACUCGGUUCCGAAGGAGUUCGUUCCUCAGCUCGUGGCUAUGCAACAGAAGGGGCUGUUCCCAGUCGAGAAACUGGUCAAGGAGUACGAUUACAGAGACAUGGAGCAAGCAUUGAAAGACAUGCACGACGGCAAAGUUGUCAAGCCGGUGAUUCGAUGGUCAUAA